AUGACAGAAAGUAAUAUAGAUGAUGUCGAUGCUUUACUAGAAGCAUCUUUCAAUUCAAAGAAAGAUGAUAAUGGAACUGGUUCAAAUGGUACAUCGAAUGCUUCAGAUAAAGAAAUAAAGAAAUCUUCAUCCGAGAGAGAUUCAAAGGAGAAAGAAUCACGUGAUAAAGAUAGAGAUAGAGAUCGCGAUAGAGACAGGGACAGAGAUAGAGACCGCGAUAGAGAUAGAGAUCGCGACAGAGACAGAGACUACAGAGAUCGUGAUCGCGAUAGAAGAGACAGAGACCGUGAUUAUAGAGAUCGUGAUCGUGAUCGCGAUCGUGACAGAGACAGAGACUACAGGGAUCGUGAUCGUGAUCGUGACUAUAGAGAUCGUGAUAGAGAUCGCGAUAGAGACAGAGACAGAGACUACAGAGAUCGCGAUCGUGAUCGUGAUAGAUAUAGAGACCGUGAUAGAGACUACGAUCGCUACGGCAAUAGAAGUUCCUACGAGAGAGACCGAAGAAGUAGCAGUGGAAAAUACGAAAAAGAAAGUCGAUAUCCUGAGAAACCCUACGAUAAACCAAUUUCUCGACGAUCGCCAGAGAAACCGGCAGCAGCCGAACCCGUACUCCCGGAGAUCUCACCGGAGGAACAAGAGGAAUCCGACUCGAGAACAGUGUUUGUAUCAAAACUAUCACCUAAAAUUACUGAAAAUGACCUUUACGAAUUCUUUGCACAAGCAGGAAAAGUACUCAAAGUUAGUUUGGUAAUCGAUAAAAUAACUAAAAGAUUAAAAGGAGUUGGGUAUGUAGAGUUUUCAGAAAGAGAGAUGGUCGAAAAAGCAGUUCUACUUACAGGUCAAAAAGUACUCAAUCAAUCGAUAUUAGUACAUGGUAUUCAUUCUGAAAAGAAAGCAACUCCUGUUACAAAAAUACCAGUACAUACAAAUAAUAGUAGAUUAUAUGUAGGAUAUUUAAAUCUCUCGAUUACAGAGGAUCAAAUCAGAACGAUAUUCUCACAGCACGGUGAUUUGGAAUUUGUAAAGUUGCAUGUUAAGCCUGGUCUAUAUAAGUAUGCGUUCGUCCAGUUCAAAGCGUCAGAGUCUGCACAAAAGGCACUCGAUGCACUCAACGGUGUUGAGGUGAUGGGUAAGAACUUAAAGGUUGUCUUUGUCAAUGAGAACGGUACCAACAAAGAUCUCAGUCAAUCAAACAUGAACAACCCCAACAACAUCCACAACAACAACAAUCAUCAUCAUCAAAGAAACAUGCAUUUCCAACAAAACAACCAAAACAAUCUAAACAACCAGAACAAUCAAAACAACAUUGCCAGAGUAAUGCAACAAGUAUAUCAUCAACCAAUGGGUUCAUUAGAUGAAGAAGAUGGAAGUAUUCCUUUGACACCUCAAGCACAAUCGAUUUUGUCGGCCAAGCUAAUGGGUAUACCAAUUGCAAGCAAUGGAGCACACAAUGUAGCCGCUGCCAAUGUUCUGGCAAAUACAGUUUACAAUCAGAUUCCACCGGCACCGCCUGUAACCAUCACCAGUACCUGUAUUGUGUUGAAGAAUAUGUUUGAUCCAGACACUGAAACCGGUGACGACUGGGACAAGGAGAUCGAGCGAGACGUCGAGUUGGAGUGUUCUACUUACGGUAAUGUUAAACAUAUAUUUUUAGAUAAGAACAGCCAAGGCUAUAUUUAUCUUUGUUACGAUUCAAUUGAAGGUGCCUCGACUGCCAUCAACAAGCUAAACAGACGUUGGUUCGCCGGAAAGAUGCUAUCAGCCGAAUCCAUUCCCGAGAACAUCUAUUUCGCAAAGUUCCCAGUUGCCAAAGCUCAAUAG
This is a messenger RNA of Heterostelium album PN500, 1821 nucleotides long. Its product is annotated as putative RNA splicing factor. NCBI's taxonomy places the organism in Eukaryota, Evosea, Eumycetozoa, Acytosteliales, Acytosteliaceae. Gene Ontology annotation, cellular component: nucleus. Gene Ontology annotation, biological process: mRNA processing. The transcript is spliced from 5 exons. The coding region runs from base 1 to 1821 and encodes 606 amino acids. Gene Ontology annotation, molecular function: RNA binding. The record is from RefSeq and is a predicted model, not a curated record.